Molecule: messenger RNA, 3680 nt
Organism: Dendrobium catenatum
Lineage: Eukaryota; Viridiplantae; Streptophyta; Magnoliopsida; Asparagales; Orchidaceae
Product: disease resistance protein RGA2-like
Exons: 1
Coding region: 92-3466 (1124 amino acids)
Biological process (GO): defense response to other organism
Molecular function (GO): ADP binding
Source: RefSeq, a predicted model, not a curated record
CGUGAGCCGGUAGACUAUCAAAUCUUCAUCUCUUCCAAUCUCCUUUUUUUUCUUACUCUUCAGUUGCUCUGCUCUUCUACAUCAAUCGUCGAUGAUUGCCAUGGCGGAUAUGAUUCUUGAUCCAAUCAUGGAGAAGCUCAUCAGCGCUGGCUUCCGUUACCUGAAAGAUCAAGUCAGAUGGCAGAAACGCACAAAGGAGGAGCUUGAAAAGCUGAAAGAGAUUCUCCCCCAAAUCCAAGCUGUCGUCAACUUUGCUUCCAACCAGGAGCAGACCAUAGAAGAAUAUCCGGAUCUUAACAAAUGGCUAUGGAAGCUACAAGAUGCCAUUGAUGAUGCAUUUGACGUCGUUGAUGAGCUGGAGUACAUGGAGCUUGAAAAGCAGGUGACCAAAGACAAGAAGCUGAGAAGGGUGCGUUCCAUCAUGAAAUCCAUGAAGAAAAAACUUGUCAAAUUUGGCAAACGUGCUGUCAAAAUUGAUCCCACCUUGAAGCGACUGGAGGCGGCUGUGCAGAAACUUGAUAAAGUUACAACAACUGGUGUUGAUACUUUCCUUCAUCUUGUAAAAGACGCAAAGCAGGAGCUUCAGAAACAGCAGCUUGAGCUGCACGGAGCACGUGAAACGGGAGCCUUGCCUAAAAAUGAUCUCAUUGGGCGGGGCAAGGAUAAGGAGCUUGUUAUGGAGUGGCUGAGGAAUCCAUCAAACGAGCAUCGGGGAACUGAUUUGUACAGAAACAUUUCUCUUUUAUCUAUAGUCGGCCAUGGUGGUAUGGGGAAGACAACUCUCUUGCAACAUGUUUAUAAUGAUGAAAUUACAAAGGAAUUUGGUCGUAAAAUGUGGGUUUGUGUUUCCAACAACUUUGAUGUGAAGAAAGUCAUUGCAGAUAUGUUGCAAUCUCUUAAGAUGGAGAGGCCUCGUUGUGACACACUUGAUGCACUUCAAAAUAGUCUUCGGACUGAGAUUAUGUCCAAAAAGUUCUUACUUGUGCUGGAUGAUAUUUGGGAGGAGGAUGAGGAGAAGGAUAAAAGCAAAUGGGAGGAUGUGCUCGCCCCUCUAUCUUCUGGGGGUUUUGGUAGUAAGAUUCUGCUAACAACUCGAGAAGAAUCAAUUGCACUGAUGCUUGCAAAGGUAAUUAAAAAGAAGAAGGAAAUAGUUAAAUUACAGGGCCUAGAGGAAGAUGAGUGUUUGCUGCUCCUCAACUCUCAUGCAUUUGCUGGUGUAGAGAACCCUAACGAUCAUGGAAAUUUAAGAGUCAUUGCUCGAGAUAUAGUUAAAAAGCUUUUAAGAUCUCCGUUGGCAGCUAAGGUCAUUGGUGGUGUUCUGAAUGAGGACUUGGAUGUAAGGCAUUGGAGGACAGUUCUAGAAAGCAAUUUAUUGGGUCGGAAUUCUAUCCAUUCUAUCUUAAGACUGAGCUAUAUAGUUCUGUCAAACAAUCUACGAAAUUGCUUUGCAUUUUGUUGUAUGUUCCCAGAAGAUCAUAAGUUUGAUAAAUAUGAUUUAGUCCGAAUGUGGAUUGCAUUGGGUUUCAUUCAGCCAUCUCAAGAAAUGACUAUGGAGGAUAUCGGAGGAAGGUAUUUUGAUGCUUUAGUCAAAAAAGCUUUAUUUGACAAGGUCGAGGAUGACUACAAGAUGCAUGAUUUAAUACAUGAGUCAGCAUCUAAAUUUUUUGCUCAGGUAUGCGGUAAAUUUGUGGAUGAUCAAAAGCCAUCUUUCAAAAUUUCUGAGACUAUUCGACACUUGUCAGUUCUAAAUGCAAAACUAGACAUCUUAAGAAAUAUUGAGAAGUUGAAACAUUUGCAUUCUCUUUUCUUUUUCUAUAAAGAUUUUAAUGAUCAGGAUCUUUGCGGUGGACUUAUUGAAGUAUUGAAAACAUCGAGAAGCCUACGCUUAUUAUACAUAUGUAUUGGUCAAGUUGAAUUGAAAAUGAUACCUGAGGAGAUUGGAAAUUUGAUACAUCUUCGAUACUUAAAGAUUCAAGAUAUUAAUUUGACUAUGCUGCCAAAAUCUCUAAGUAAUCUCUAUCACUUGCAAUACAUAAUCUAUAAGAGGCCAUAUAGCUCAAGCAAUCCUGAAGGUGAUGUUUUUUUACCAAGUGACAUUAAUAGCCUUUCUAACUUGCGUUACGUGGAAUUUCCCAAUAAUUAUAUUUCAUCAAUAUAUGGGAUUGGGAAGCUAAAGUCUCUUUCAGAACUGUAUAUAUUUGAUCUUAGAGAUGUGAGUGGUUAUAGAAUUGGGGAGUUGGAGAAUAUGAAUGAUCUUUGCAAAUUAGGAAUCAAUUGCCUUGAAAAUGUUAAGGAUGCCGAAGAGGCUUGUAGUGCCAAAUUAUAUUCCAAGAGUAGGCUCAGAGAUUUAACCUUAUGUUGGAGUAACACUUCUUAUUCGAGGAACAUCGAUUUAGAUGAGAACGUGCUUGACGAUAUUCAGCCACCAAAAUGUCUAAGCAGUCUGAGCAUAAAGAGAUACAUGGGUGCAAGGUCUCCAAUAUGGACGAACAAUGUCAAUUGGAUCUUCAAUCUAGAGAAAAUCGAAUUGUCAGAUUGCAGAGAGUGGGAAACUCUUCCACCUUUUGGGCAACUUCCCUUCCUCAAGUCACUGGAACUUUAUAACAUGCCGAAAGUAAAAUGGCUCGAAAGUAAAAUUAAUGGGAUUGAUAAAUACCGUGCCUUUCCAUUGCUAGAGAAGUUAUAUAUUGAGGGAUUAGAAGCAUUAGAGGAUUGGUUUGAGGCAGGAGUAGCUGCUGAAGAUGGAUGUUUGUUUCCUUGCUUAAUUCGACUGAAGCUACGUCACUGCCCGAAGUUGAAAGAGUUGCCCUCUUUGCCCCCUAAGCUCAAGUUCUUGUGGAUGGAUAACAUGGGGUGGAAGACUUUGAAUUUUUGUAGCAAUUCAAAUCCUAUUCCCCUUCAAUCAUUAUCUGUCAUUGACUGUCCAAACAUUACAUCUAUUCCUCUGGCUGAUGAAAUAGCAAGGCUUGCAGCACUAAGAUACUUGAGAAUUAAAAAGUGCCCUAAUCUGAUCUCUCUGGGAAGAUAUCGAGAAGUGGAGACCACUUAUAAUUGUUAUCUCAUACUUAGCAAUCUCUGGAUAAGUGAUCCAUCCGUGUUGCUAAUGGAGCCAUUGAGAUGUGUCGCCUCUUUAAAAGAGCUGACUAUUAGGGAUAAUGAUGAGGUGGUUUCAUUUCCAAAUGAGGUGGAGCAAUGGUUUCUGACUGUUAGGUCUUCUCUUUCUGAGCUGUAUAUUUUUAAUCUCAAAUCCUUACAGUCUCUCCCUUCCACCUUCGAAAGCUUACCUUCACUUCAGUAUCUAAAUAUCAUUGGCGUUCAUAUGCUUCGGGAAUUACCGAACCUUCCUCCCUCUUUGGAACGUCUAGAAAUUUGGGGAUGUCAUCCAGAGUUAAAGGAGCGCUAUGGAGAGGAUGGAGGCUCCGAUCGGCACAAGAUUGCUCACAUUCCUGAUAUCUCUAUUCGUUAAUGAAAAUUUCAAAAUACAUAAAGCAAACUUCUUUCUUUCUUCUUAUCUUAUUUGUUUGAUAUAUAUGAAAUGUGAAGAAUGCAAUCUCAGCGAGAAACAGUUUGUAAGCACUCAAUUUUAUUUAUGUAUCACUUCGUUGUCCUUUUAUAUACUAGUACAAAUGCAUGUGCACAUGAAUAAAAAAAAAUAAUUAUUAUAGUUUACUUCCAACACA